AACGCGAAUAACAAUCGUGGUGCUUACUGAUUUGUUUCCGACGUCUCCGGCUGCAUCACCAUGGAUAUGACAAGGCUAGAAGAAGUUUACAAGAAAUGGGAACAGCGUAGUCUGUGUGGCUGGGGUGAAGUUUCAAAGUCUGCUGAACAUGGAGACAACAAAGACAACAACAGAUUGUCACAGUGGCACACAUCUAAUGCUAAAAAUCGCAAAGUGAAGACCAGAUCUCACUCAUGGAAUUUUACACUUGAAUUGAUACCUGAUUUGGUUUCUUUCAAGACCACUGCACCAGUGUAUGCUGAUCAGAGUCGUGUUCUAAGGCCGUUUAUGGGCAGAUGUUGUACUAAAUGUGUUCCAAUAAGCAGGGGAAUGUUUUAUGACAAUGAUGCCCCAUCUAUGCGGCUUAGAGACUUGCUUAAAGUUCCACCCAGCAGUGGAUUCAUCAGCAGAAGAUUUCCUGUUGUUGCGUAUGAAUAUGGACGCAAACAUUCGUUUAAUUAUCCUCCAUCUGAGAAAGUUAUUACAUCGGUACUCAACUCAGAUAGAGUACAGGCUGCAAUACAAAAAAGUGCAAUGUCAGAAGUUGAUGAUGUUGAAAGUCAACCUGAGAAAUAUCCUAUGGCAUUACAGAAGCACGCAUCAAGAGCUUAUUACUUGUUAUCAACUAUGGUGGCAUCAAUAUCAAAUAAACUCAUAGCUUUCACUGGAUGGUUUCUACUUAGAGUACUGUGUAAUUUCAUAUCUGGUAUACAAGUACAUACUGGUCAGAUGGCGAUGGUAAAACAAGCCUCUGAGAAAGAUAUUCCAUUGAUUUUCCUACCAAUACAUAGAAGUCACUUAGAUUAUAUAUUAAUUACAUAUAUACUACAUCAGUAUGACAUUAAGUCUCCCCAUGUGGCAGCUGGUGACAAUCUCAAUAUACCCAUCUUUGGUUGGAUUUUGAGACACCUAGGGGGUUUCUUUAUCAAGAGGAAACUGGACAAAGAAGAUGGCAAGAAAGACUGGGUGUACCGAGCAAUACUUCAUAAUUAUAUGUUAGAAGUACUCAAGCAAAACCAGUCAUUAGAGUUUUUCAUUGAGGGAGGUAGAUCAAGAAGUGGAAAAGCUUUGAUGCCAAAAGGAGGAUUGUUGUCUGUUGUGGUAGAUGCAUAUAUGGAUGGUACUAUAAGUGAUGCAUACAUUGUACCAAUUGGUAUCAGUUAUGAAAAGAUACUUGAAGGAAACUUUAACAGAGAACAAAUGGGUAAUCCUAAAGUAAAAGAGUCCUUUUUGUCUGCCAUACAUGGUGUAUACAAAGUUCUUCGUGGUGACUAUGGUACUGUCAGAGUGGGCUUUGCUGAACCUUUCUCACUCCAGGAGUACCUGCAAUCUGCUCAACCGUACAGUCCAUUAUCAAGUGAUCUGACUUGUAAUGGUCCUCGAAGUCCUAAAAUGAAGUCAGUUGGUAGUGAUAACUCAAUAUAUGGUACUGAUAUUGUGAGAGAUGAUCUCAGAACCGUUAUUAAAGGAUUAGCUGAUCAUGUUAUCUAUGAUGCAGUCCAUACACAGUCUAUAAUGAGUACCAAUCUCUUGUCAUUUCUACUUCUCACUAAGUUCAGACAGGGUGCUACGAUAGAUACAAUAUCUGAAAGCUUUGAAUCUGUACGUCAACAAAUCAUAGCUCAUGGACGUGAUGUGGGUUUCAGCGGCAAGGCUGCAGCCAUUGUCAACUAUGCAAGUCAUCUCCUAGGAGACAAUCUAGUGUCCAGAAGGAAAGGCAAGAUUACGGAUAAAGCUGUUAGUGAUGCUGAUGAAAAAGAAUGUGUGAUGGGUGGACCAACAGGAAAUGAUAUGUUGAUACCUAAUACAUGCUUGCCAGAUAUUUUUGAGCUAUCCUACUACAGUAAUCCUGUGAUAUCUGUGUUCUUGAUGGAAGCAGUUAUUGCCACUGCCAUUAGUGCUGUGAGUGAGCAUAAUUUACAAAUACAACAUGGUCAUGAAGACUACAUUACAGUAUCAAGAGAUGCCUUGGUACACAAAGCUACAGAACUAUGUGAUUUACUGCAAUUCGAAUUUACAUUUAUUCCACCAUGUGGUAGUCUACAAACCAUUAUCAUUGAUGCAUUGGAACGUUUAACAUCAUCUGAAAUCAUCCAACAUGAAGAGCCAAAUUCAACUUGUCUGAAUAGCCAAGAGAAAAGCUGGGCUGAUAGAUUGGUAUCAAGUACAUCAUGGAAAGAUGAAGAUGAUGAACAAAUACAGCCAGAUCAACUGUUGAGGAUCAGUUUAUCUGCUGAACAUGUUGACAAAUUGACAUUCCUGCAAAGCAUGCUGGGACCAUUGAUAGAAAGUUAUUGGAUUGCUGCAUGUAAUUUAAUACGUUUAAUGGAUAGAGAUUUACCUGAGGCUGAGUAUACAAGUAAACUUCUAUGCUUUGCCAAGGAACGAGUCUACAAAGGUCUCUCUAGCUAUGCUGAGAGUUGUGCACUGGAAACCUUGAAGACAACAAUACGACUGUUUAUUCACUGGAAAGUACUUGAUGUAUACCACGAUGCAGCCAAUAAGAAAAUGAUCCAGCUCAAAGAAUCUUACAGGGAAGAAGAGAAAUUAAACGCACUCAUUGACAAAAUAGAAGAUUUCAAAUUAUAGAGAGAUACAUUGCAUCAGUGAGUAAUACGUCCUACGAUAUCAUUUUAUACUAAAUUUGUUUAGAUGAAAUGUACAUUGUUAUAAAAAAAACUUAUGGAUUUAUGAUCUUGGAAAUCUUUGGAAUGUAAUUUUUUGUUUUCUUUUUCUUUUGUGUACAUAGGUUGAACUAUUUCUCUUUAUUUGUUUAUAUCAAAAAAAUAGUAAGGUGAAAGUAUUCAUGAAACACAGCUUCUUUUAGUAUAUUAACCUCAUAUUUCUUUGCUUUGGGAAUAUUAGUCGCGAUCAGAUGAAGUUAAACUGUGCCUAGCCAAUAGGGCUGUGUUGCCAAGAUUUCAUUUUCCUGAGGGUAAUGUCCCAAUCUCCUGUUACUCUGCUAGAAUCGCUAUAGUAUAGUAUCAGCUUGUACCACUUGGUGAUACUGUAAAAUGACUAAUUUUCACCGGGUUUAAAUUUCACUGAUUUAGCGUUUCAGGCAUAUUUAGUUGGUUUAAAAUUCACGGUUUUAUUAUUUGAAUAAUGUGUUCUAUGCUCAAUUUUACAUAUUCACUGGAUUUUAAUUUUCGCAUUUUCCAGUCAGCGAAAAAAGCCAAAUUAAAACCCAGUGAAUAAUUAACCCCUUUACAGUACCUUAUCAAGAAUGUUACUAACUCAUUUUUUUCAAUACACGAGAUCAGUGUAACAGAUGCAUUAUCACUCACAAAUUUAGAAAAUAAUAGGUUAAAAAUUGUAAUGGGUUGAGAAUAAUAGGGACUAUUCACUAUCAUUUGAGGUUUGCAAUGCAAUGUAUUUCAUCAUCAAGGUACUGAGCAGUGUACUGUAUUUGCUCUAUUAGAAGCACAUCACCCAUAAAAACAUAUAUAUACCCAAAAUUGCAUUUAUUGUUUACUGAAUCAAUAUUAUAUUCCUUGUUUUGACCAUAGAAAUACACUACUAAUAGAACAAAUACAGUAUGUCCUUUAUUUUGUACCAGGUACCUACAUAUGCUGUAGAGCUACCCAUUAAAGACAAAUUGUACAGUUUCAAUAUAUGUAUACAAAGUGUAUAUUUUUCACAUCUCUCACAGUAUUUUCUGUGUCAUUUUGUUAUAUUUGAAUUAUUAAUAAUU
This is a messenger RNA of Saccoglossus kowalevskii, 3733 nucleotides long. RefSeq names its product glycerol-3-phosphate acyltransferase 1, mitochondrial-like. The record is from RefSeq and is a predicted model, not a curated record. Gene Ontology annotation, cellular component: mitochondrial membrane. Lineage: Eukaryota; Metazoa; Hemichordata; Enteropneusta; Harrimaniidae. Gene Ontology annotation, biological process: fatty acid metabolic process; triglyceride biosynthetic process; phospholipid biosynthetic process. Gene Ontology annotation, molecular function: glycerol-3-phosphate O-acyltransferase activity.